CUGACAACGUCGCGGCGACCGCGCCCUCGUCGUCGAACCCUAGCUUCUCCGCGAGCGGGACGGCUGCGGCUUGGCGAGGGAGAAGGCGACCCUCCGCGCCGCCGCGUCCUCACCUACUCGACCCUCCGCGCGCCGUGAUCUCCAGCCCCGCGGUUCUCCCGGAUGCGGCCUCGGCCGCCGCCGCCAAUGGCUAUGGGCCUCUGGGCGAGGUCCAUGGCGACCUUCACCCGCACGUGAGUCCCUUUCCCAGCCAGCUGAUUUUGUGCCAGUGUGUAGCGAAUUGUUGGGGUGAUCUGAAUGCAGUUUUGGUUUCGGCGGGCGAUACAGGCUGUCAGAGAAUGGGAACGCCAAGUCCAUCGCGUUCGAGGAGAUCACCUGGUUCCGGAGGAGAAGUCCGGAGGAAUCACCAUCUCAACGGCGCAUGUGGAGUAUGAGACUGCUGAAAGACAUUAUGCUCAUGUGGACUGCCCAGCCACUGAUUAUGUCAAGAACAUGAUUGCCGGAGCUACUCAAAUGGACGGUGGUAUUCUCGUUGUGUCAGCUCCUAAUGGCCCCAUGCCCCAAACAAAGGAGCAUAUUCUUCUAGCUAGACAGGUUGGUGUGCCAUCACUUGUUUGUUUCCUGAAAUUCCUGUAGUUUGAAGCUUGUUUACACCCACUGUUUAAUGUUUGAACUGUUUGCUUGUUAUAAACUUAUAUUUUUUUUCCAUCUACAAAUGUCACUGAACUGUAUGGUAAUUUAGGACAGUCAUCUAGCAAACAUGAAAAUUCCGAACCUGUCGAACUUCACUACGUUCUAAUUUAUCUACAUGUUUAACAGGCAUUUAAUCAGGGACCACCUAAAAUGUUUGUUUUAUUAACCUAUAUAUAUGUGUCGUACUACUUCUGUUAGAAUAAAGAGAUGGGCAACAUGAUACAUAAGUUCUCUGCACUAUAUUUACGUUGGAUCCCAGCUUGGAAAGUUCAUUGUCUGGAUCAUCCAUCCAAUCAUUGUAGGCACUCCGUUGGGUGUUUCUACAAAAGCUGUCGUCAGAUCAGCAUAGUGGUUUAAAUUCUUAGGCCGAAAGCUUGAUUGAGCAUUUGAACUAAUGAGAGUAGAUCGAUAGGAAUUCAGCAUAUUUCCUCCACCACCGGCUUUGUCCGAAAAGUUGGCUUUGAUAUCAAGCAACGUUUUGUUGGAUUCGUGAUGGGCCAUCGGUUAGCAUGAUUUAACGCUGCAAUAUACAUAUCUCUUCAUAGGUGAUAUACGGGUAGAGCUAGCAAAUACCAAACUGCAUUCAGAGUGAAUAGCUCCUUAAUAAUUUUUGCAUCGAUGUGUUGUUUUCAGUCUUCUACUUUCCCCUCUCAUAUCUGAUGCCUCCUUGUUGUUCCUUAAUCUGGGACUGACUCUACAGAGGCACUAGCAUGCAGGCACUCGUUUUCAUGAGAAUUCCAUUUGCGCUCUUGCUCUGUCAGUCAACACAUGUUAUUUGAGUUCGUUUUUCUCCCCUGCCAACACCACAUGCUGUUUUUAGUACAAUAUUCGUCUCCGUUUGCUUAAUUGAAUUAUGACUUCU
Messenger RNA from Lolium perenne, 1555 nucleotides. Lineage: Eukaryota; Viridiplantae; Streptophyta; Magnoliopsida; Poales; Poaceae. The record is from RefSeq and is a predicted model, not a curated record.